GUAAUUUUCUUCUCAAUUCCCUGCCAGUAGUUUCACUACAUUUAAAUCCUUUUACUUGCGGGCAAAUGGAUACUUUGAGCACUUCAAGUGCAACACAGUCUGAUCGGUAUCGUGGCUCACGCACUGCCUUCCACGAUAGCUGGAAAACCUUUACUUAAGUUAUUUGAAUUUUAACUUGCCAAAAGCUAAGCAAAGCUGCAUAUUUGCAUUUUUUGCCUAAUCGAGUCGGUCAUGACUUCACACAUGUGUUAAGAUUCCAUCGUGCAAAUUGAACUAUAAGAAUUAAUAAUUCUUUUGGAAUCUACAUAUAUUCCAUUGUAAAAAUAGCUAAGCCUAGAAGAAAUAUAUAUAUCUUAUAAUAAGGUUAAAAUUAUGAGAAACUUAAAAGAUGAGGCUGUUUUGCUGAAUAUAUCAGAGAUGAUCGAUCUAGCUAUCGGGACUCCCGAGGUGGGCAUCGUGGACUUCAACAUGCUGCAGACUGUAUUGCACUGCCUCGCGCAGCAGAUGCGCGUGCUGGGCAAGCACGUCGAGCUGCGCGGCAGCGUGGCUGCCCUGCCGGUCAAGCCGGGGGAAACCGGACAGACUAUAGCGAUCAGCGAGUUCGUCAUCGAUACAGGGGCUACUACGCCCAUAGAAGUUGUCCCGUCAAAGAGUAAAGACAACUUCCUAGCUGAUAAGGAGACUAUGCUGGUCGUGGAAAGAAUACACUUGAAACAUCAAGGACCGGGAUCUUCGAGCCCGACUCACGAGGCUCAGAUUGGCGGCGGUGGAGGCGGCGGAUUUGGGGGCCCCACGGCACCUGGAGGCGGGGGUCCCGGAGGCGCACAGCAACGGGCCGGCUCACAGCCGGGGGCUGGUUCGCAAGUGGGGACCGGCACGCAGGCGGGGGGCGGCUCUCAGCCAGGCGGUGGCUCGUACCAGGGCGGUGGCCCGCACCAGGGCGGCGGCACACACCAGGGCGGUGGCGGCUAUCAAGGCGGCGGCGGCCAACAGGGCGGCGGCGGCCAACAGGGCGGCGGCGGCCAACAGGGCGGCGGCGGCCAACAGGGUGGCGGCGGCCCACAGGGCGGCGGCACGCACCACGGCGCGCCCAUGGGCCCAUCCGCCGUCACCUCUGCCAUUCUGCAACAGGCGCGCUCUGGAACCAAACCGAGCCACAUUCCGUCUUCUGAGAAGCUUUCCCUAGUCACUAUAAGCAAGUUCAACAUCCUAGAGGGUCAAGUAGAAGACCUCAAGAAUCGUGUCUACGGCAGCAUGCCCAAGAAUGAGGAAAUAUUACAGGAUGUCAGAUCCCAAAGUAACCUGCGGGCGAUCACUGACAUGUGGACGUCUCUAAACGUGUCCUCUCGCUUGGAAGCGGCCGAGGAAGGUAUCGGCAAGCUUAGCUCACUGAUACAAGACCUUAUCGGGGAGACAGUGGAAAUGCAAAAAGCUACGACUGGCCAUCCGUCUGCCUCGGCUUCUAAACUGGCCCAGGCAGCCAAGGAAGUGGUCCAGUCAACAAGUCGUCCAGGUAGUGCCGGGCCCCAGGGUCCUACAGGUGGAGGCGGCGGCCAAGUUGCGGGCGGGCAUGGCGGUCCUGGCGGACCUAUGGGACCUGGUGGACAGCAGGGUGGGGGUGGCCAACAGGGUGGGGGUGGCCAACAGGGUGGGGGUGGCAAGCAAGGCAUGGCAGGUCAACAGGGUUCGGGUGGCCAACAGGGUGCAGGUGGCCAACAGGGCGCUGUUGGCCAAAAGGGCGGUGGUGGCCAACAGGGCGGUGGCGGCCAACAGGGUGGUGGCGGCCAACAGGGCGCUGUCGGCCAACAAGGCGCUGGCGGCCAACAGGGCGGUGGCGGCCAGCAGGGUGCUGGAGGACAAGCAGGCCCUGGCGGCGGUCAAGGAGCUAAAGGUGGUGCAGGAGGUCAAGGCUUUGCCGGAAAUCAAGGGCAACAGGGUGCUCAAGGAGCCCCGGGCGCUCCAGGGGCGCCUGGCCAAGGCCCUGGCCAGUGGUCACAAGGAAUGGGUCCUGGUGGCGGUGGAGGUGCCGGACCGGACAGCGCUGUGGGCAUGGGUCCAGGCGGGGUCCAGACGGUGCAGGGCGGUUACAUGCCUGGUGGACAAUCGAUGGUUGUAAUGGGCCCUCAAGGCCAGCCAAUCAUGGUCCAGCAAGGGGCUGUGGGUGCUCCGGGCGCGCCGCAGGCCAUGGGCGCGAUGUACGGCAUACCACCGCAGGACAUAGUGACUAAAGAGGAGCUCAUGCAGGUGUGGGGGCAGCUGCAGCAGCUAAGGCAAGACCUGGCAGCCCUCGCCGAUUCCUAUUGCCAGUCUAUGAAAGAAGUUAAUGAUGCGUUCGAACCGCCUGCGGCUGUAUCAGCGGUGUUAAUCGGGUCCGGCGGUUACGGUGGGGGCGCGUCUGGACAAGCGGCGGGCACAGGGCAGGCUGGCGGGCAGGCUGGAGGGCAGGCUGGAGGGCAAGCAGCGGGACCCGGCGGAGCACCGGGUGGUGUCCAAGGCGGGCCUACGAUGGUUGGCCAGCCUAUGGCCGUUGGCCAGCCUAUGAUGGUUGGCCCGCCCAUGUACCAACCAUACGGUGGAACAGGAGGAGUCGCUGCUCCCUACGGCGGAGGCCAGCCGGGACAGAUACCAAACAAUCUACUGGAGAAACUCAACGAACUCGAGAAGAAACUAAACAAGUGCUGCGAGACCGUCUUCAAAUCUGAUGGCCUAGUCAACGAUCAGCUAAAUUCUUUCCAAGACCAACUUGAGUACUUGAAUAAACAAGUGCAGGGUAUGAAUUUCGCCGGUAGCAAGAUUUCUCCCGACAUCGUGAAGGACCUCCAAGGUUUAAUGGAUCUAUUCCAAACUGUGCAAGAAAUGCAGGAGCAGUUGGCACAAGUCCAUAAGACUGCCUUACAGCUGGCGGGCGAAAAACAGGAGAGACAGGGCCAUAUCGAUGCGCUCUUGGAACAAAUCGAACUGUUAAAAACAAUCAAACUCGAUCGAGAAGACAUGGUGGAAGCCCUGGCCGACAAAGCUGAUCUUCGCAUGUUGGCACGCAAAGUGUCACACGACCAGUUCGAGACGGCCUGCGACGAUCUCUCGAAAGGCUUAGAACAUGCCCUCGGGAAACUCAACGUACAGGAAGCCCUUUGGCAACAAGCCUUGGACGACAUUCAGCGCGAGAUCGAGACGAAACUGGACAAGAUGGAGCUGUCUCCGGUGAAGGACUUCUUCAACAACAAGCUGAAACAGCUGCAGGAGAACCUCAAACAGAUGGCGGCACUGCGGCGCGAGGCCGAGGCCGCCGGCACCAAGAGGAGAUUGCUCAGGGAUGUGAACUGCAUAUCGUGCGAUGCGAAGGCGAUAAUGUCGAUGGAUCCUGUUCCGCCGCUGCCGCCUAAACCUCUGCCUGCUACUUUGUCUAUGAAACCAUACCUCAGUUACGAAUUAGACGCCAUACGCAAGUCACAGGCCAGCAACCUGCCGCAACGAAACAUGCACGAUUGGGAACACAUCGACAAACAGAUGCAGCCUAAACAGCCCUACAGAGUCAGAUCGGACACAGACAAACACUUAUGCAACCGCUACUGCGGCGGGUCGCACACGGUGACCACUCCUGCGCAGCGCGUGGCGCGGCUCGGACACUUCAUCAAACAGUGGGGGCCCGAGGUGCUGCCGCUGUCUUCUGGGUUCGCGGCCGGUGACGAUGGCAGGUUAUACAAAGUUAGCAACGUGGAAGGUGCUAACGUGGGUCCAGGUGGUGCAGUAGAAGGCGCCGCGACGUGUACGCCGAAGUCUCCAGUGAAGAAGGCCGAAGCGCCGAAAGGCGGCCCGAAGCCAAUCAUCAUCAGUGCAGAAUGCAAAUGCUUGGAACCAUCAGAUCGAGCAGCAAAACUCUGAUCCUCAUUGCGUCAUAUUUGAAACGUUUUGCUCAUUUUAUUUUUUCAAAUUAUCUUUAUGAAUCGUGUAAU
Messenger RNA from Trichoplusia ni (cabbage looper), 3953 nucleotides. RefSeq names its product collagen alpha-1(III) chain-like. The coding region runs from base 373 to 3882 and encodes 1169 amino acids. NCBI's taxonomy places the organism in Eukaryota, Metazoa, Arthropoda, Insecta, Lepidoptera, Noctuidae. The record is from RefSeq and is a predicted model, not a curated record. The transcript has 23 exons.